This is a messenger RNA of Aegilops tauschii subsp. strangulata, 1818 nucleotides long. RefSeq names its product WAT1-related protein At1g44800. Lineage: Eukaryota; Viridiplantae; Streptophyta; Magnoliopsida; Poales; Poaceae. Gene Ontology annotation, molecular function: transmembrane transporter activity. The record is from RefSeq and is a predicted model, not a curated record. Gene Ontology annotation, cellular component: membrane.
CUCAUCGCCUCAUCACAGCCAUUCCUCGGCAGUAGUUAAAUCCAAUCGAUCGGGCUCGAGCUACCAUAGCUACAUCAAGAGAGUGAGAAUUGGAGCGUGGAGAAGAAAAGCACUCGCAAACUUCCAAGUGGGGAAGACGACGAUGGGCAUGGGGUGGAAAGCCGUGAACGACGCCAAGCCGUACCUGGCGAUGGUGCUGCUGCAGGUGGGGUUCGCCGGCAUGUACAUCAUCGCCGUCGCGUCACUCAAGCGCGGGAUGAGCCACUUCGUGCUCGUCGUCUACCGUAACCUCGUCGCCACCGCUGUCAUGGCGCCCUUCGCCCUCUACUUCGAGAGGGGAGUGAGGCCAAAGAUGACAAUCACCAUCUUCAUCAAGAUCAUGGGGCUCGCAUUACUCGAGCCUGUGCUUGACCAGAACCUCUACUACAUGGGCGCGAACCUGACCUCGGCGGGGUUCGCGACGGCGCUGGUCAACAUCCUCCCGGCCGUCACCUUCGUGUUGGCUCUCAUCCUGCGCAUGGAGAAGGUGCGGCUGCGGAGCUUGCACAGCCAGGCCAAGAUCGCCGGCACGGUCCUCACGGUGGCCGGCGCCGUGCUGAUGGUCCUGUACCACGGCCCCGUCGUGCAGUUCCCGUGGACCAAGGGCCAGCACCAUGCCGGCGGUGCGGCUACCGCCGCCGACGGGGCGGCGUGGCUGAAGGGGACCAUCAUGACCGUCGCAGCCUGCGUGGCCUGGUCGUGCUUCUUCAUCCUCCAGUCCAGCACGCUCCGGGACUACCCGGCGGAGCUGUCCCUCACGGUGCUCAUCUGCGGCGUGGGCUCGGUGAUGAGCACCGCCGUCGCCGUCGUGGCCGAGCGCGCCAACACCCAUGCGUGGGUCAUCGGCUUCGACACUCGCCUCUUCACGGUCGUGUACGGCGGCAUAGUGUGCUCCGGCGUGGCGUACUACGUGCAGGGCGUCGUGUCGAGGCAAAGGGGCCCCGUGUUCGUGACGGCCUUCAACCCGCUCUGCAUGAUCGUAACCGCCGUCAUGGGCUCCAUCAUUCUAAAGGAGGCGAUCACUCUCGGAAGUGUGAUUGGUGCAGUGAUCAUCGUGGUAGGCCUCUACUUUCUCAUCUGGGGCAAGAGCAAGGACGGCAUCAGCCAAGUUUCCGACGUCAGUGUCAAGGGCGCCGGCGAGCUGCCCUUAACCACGGCGACCAACGGCCACGGCAGCAGCAGCGGCAAGCACGUGCUUGGCAACGGCAACGGCGACGUCCAUGUCUUGGAUGUUGAGACGCCGACAACCAAUGGCCACUAGCGCGCCCACUAGUACUCCAUUUUCUUCUUGUCGGCUUUUCCCUAGCGAUAGACCGGAGUAUGAAGAUGAAUUUUGUUCUCCAUUUUCUUCUUGUCAGCUUUUCCCUAGCGACGAUCCUAUCAUGUGACUAUGUGAGACAGUGAGAGUGAGCAAGUGCUAAUUAUAUCAUCCCCUGUGCCGGGGUUACGUGGAUAUUUGGAACUUGGGUCUACGCGCAUCCCGCAUCCGCAUCUAUGUGAGACACUAAGUUUUUUUAGACAUUUCUGAUUUUUUUUCAACAAACAUGAUAUAGUGUGUUAUACUUAUGUCUAAAGUUUCGUGAACUUUUGUGCGGGAAAUUUUUUGUAACUUCAAAAAACUUCAAUUGCACCUUUUAUGUACUAUUGAUUAUGCAUUUGUUUUUGCCCAGAAUUUCUUCGCGAAACUUUAGACGUAAGUAUAAUACUAGACCAUGUUUGAAAAAGUUCAGAAAUGUUUGCUUAUUUUUUUUCAGUUGAGGUACAUGUUCACCCAGGUUC